Messenger RNA from Rhincodon typus (whale shark), 1011 nucleotides. Its product is annotated as lysophosphatidic acid receptor 4. Gene Ontology annotation, cellular component: membrane. Bases 1 to 1011 code for a protein of 336 amino acids. NCBI's taxonomy places the organism in Eukaryota, Metazoa, Chordata, Chondrichthyes, Orectolobiformes, Rhincodontidae. Gene Ontology annotation, molecular function: G protein-coupled receptor activity; oxysterol binding. The transcript has a single exon. The record is from RefSeq and is a predicted model, not a curated record. Gene Ontology annotation, biological process: G protein-coupled receptor signaling pathway.
AUGAAUAACUCACAGGAGCUUAUCUCAGAGGGAAACUGCAAUCUUGAAGCCAAUUUCCAGUACUAUUUGUUUCCAGUCAUCUACAGCAUUGUGUUCAUUGUGGGCUUGAUCGGCAAUGUCACAGCCCUGUGUCUCUUGAUCAAGAAAAUGAAGAAAUCCUCCCCAUCUUACAUGUACAUUACAAACCUGGCUGUGGUAGACAUCAUUUACAUUUGCACCUUACCUUUCAGAAUCCACUACCAUGUUAAAAAGAACCACUGGCCCUUUGGGGAUAUAACCUGCCGGAUUACGGGCACACUCUAUUUUGCUAAUAUAUACAUCAGUGUUGCUUUUCUUAGCCUCAUUUGUAUCGACCGUUAUAUUGCAGUGGUCUAUCCGAGAAAAUACAUCAGGAUGAGGAGCACACACUGCUCAACGAUCAUCUCAGCUCUGGUAUGGAUCUUCUCCCUGACUGUUAUGCUUUCCCUAGUCUCUGGUGGCUCACUUACCUCCACCUUCAAAAACAACAUGACAGCUUGCUUUGAGAACUAUGAUCCAGAGAUCUGGAGCAACAGAAUGGCAGCCUACAACAUAGUGGUGCUUUUGUUUGGUUUUGUCAUCCCAUUCACCAUCAUCGUGAUAUUUUACCCUUUGGCAGCUAAGAAAAUAGCCCAGCUGAAAGGUGGUGUCCACAGGGAAAAGGCUUUGACAAUGAUUCGAGUCAUUUUGGUGAUCUCAGUUUUUUGUUUUGUCCCUUAUCAUGCCACCCAUUUGCUACAUUUCCUCACUCGCUUGAAAUUUAUUCAGAACUGUGCUUUCAGCAGAUUUGUCUACAAGUUCAGGAGAAUUACCAUGGCCCUUGUCAGCCUCAACAGCAUUUUAGACCCCGUGAUAUAUUACUUCACAACCAUUCAUUUUAAGUUAAAUUAUAAUAAACAAAAGAGGUCAAUUAAGCAAAUUUUACAUUAUGAUCGAGAUGAUGAAUUAGUUCGGCAGGAUAAAGGUGUUGCGUGGCAGAAAACAGAGAUCUGA